AUGAAGAAUGAUAUUCGCUGUACAUUUUUCAUAGAUGGCUUUCAUGAUACUGAGGUAGAAAAUGUGAAAUUACUGGAUCGUCAUGUGUGUAAGAAACCUGCUAAUGGGAUUUUAUAUCUUACUGCAACCCAUCUGACAUAUGUAGAGGCUUCUGGUGCAGCCCAGAAAGAAACAUGGAUUGCACUGCUUCACAUUGCCAAUGUAGAGAAGUUGCCCAUCACUAGCCUGGGCUGUCCCCUGAUCCUUCGCUGCAAGAACUUCCAGGUGGCCCACUUUGUUUUAAACUCUGACAUUGUGUGCCAUGAGGCUUAUAAUUUGCUGCUCAAGCUUUCUCAGCCAGCAUUUCUUGAAGAUCUCUAUGCUUUUUCUUAUAAUCCCAAAUCCUCAAAAGAGAUGAGUGAAAAUGGGUGGAAAUUGAUUGACCCAAUAUCAGACUUUGGGCGUAUGGGAAUACCCAACAGAUACUGGACCAUAACAGAUGCCAACAGAAACUAUGAGGUAUGCAGUACCUACCCUCCUGAAAUAGUGGUUCCUAAAUCUGUUACCCUGGGAACAGUGGUUGGAAGUUCAAAGUUCAGAAGUGAAGAAGGCUUACCUGUGCUCUCCUGCCUCUACAAAGAGAACAAUGCUGCCAUUUGCUGUUGUAGCCAGACUUUGUCUGGAUUAUAUACUCGCUGUGUUGAUGAUGAACUCUUGCUAAAGGCCAUUAGCCAAACAAACCCAGGGAGCCAAUUUAUGUUUGUUGUAGACACAAGGCCAAAGUUGAGUGCCAUGGCCAACCAAGCAGCUGGGAAGGGGUAUGAAAAUGAAUACAAUUAUGUCAACAUUCACUUCAGGUUCAUGGGCAUUGAGAACAUUCAUGUACUACGAAACAGCCUGCAGAAAAUUUUGGAAGUUUGUGAAUUGAAAACUCCAACAAUGAGUGAAUUUCUUAGCAGCCUGGAGAGCUCAGGGUGGUUGAGACACAUUAAAGCUUUUAUGGAUGCUGGAAUUUUUAUUGCAAAGGCAGUGAAGAUAGAAAAGGCCAAAGUCUUAGUCCAUUGUUCUCUUGGGUGGGACCACACACCACAAGUCUGGUCUGUGACCAGCAUCCUCCUAGAUCCAUUUUGCAGAACAUUCAAAGGACUCAUGGUAAUAGAGCAAAAGGAAUGGAUAUCCGUGGGCCACAAGUUCUUACAAAGGGAAAAAUAUCCUCUUGAGGCUUACCCCUGCUUCUCAGAAGCUUUGAAAGUACCUUUGUAUUCCUCUGCCCAUAAGCUCUUGCCCCCAGACACCUGUGUUUCUGCAGAACCCUUCCAUCUGUCACCUGCCACUGGUUUGGAUAACCUCCAAUCAGAUAUGCAAAUUAUGACACCAUUCCAGUCAGUGCCCCAACUCCCACACAAUACCCAGUUCUGGUGUGGUAUGUAUAACCAUUUUGAUAAAGGGCUGCAGCCCAAGAAGAGUAUGCUAGACAGCCUCCUGGAAAUUAAGAAGCAGAGAGCAAUGCUGGAGGCAGAUGUGCACAAACUAGAAAAGAACCAGUUCUUCAGGAUUAUCUCUUAUGUGUGUUUUGUACAUCCUACUGUUGUGGCUGAUCUUCAUUUGCCUUUAGUCCAGUUGGCUGUAGUGGCGCACUUUGCCAGUUGUGGGCAGGGUUUGGUACCUGUGCUGUUAAAAGGCCAGUUUGGUACCACCAUGGAAGAAAGCUGUACCUGCCCUCAAUUAAGGAAUUUAUUAUCUCAGCAUCUGGGAAGUCCUUUGACCAAUCCUCUUGGCUUUAUGGGUAUUAGUGGAGACCUGAACACCUUGAUGGAGAAUGGUACCCUGUCCAGGGAAGGAGGCCUCUAAACUCAGAUGCAUCAAGUGAAAAGCCAGGGUACAGACCUUCACCAUGACUGCUGUGGGAUUAUAGGUAGCCUUAGGGCCAUAAACAUUUAUGGGGAUGUGGGAUUCUCUAGAAACAUGGGCAUCUCUGACUCCAGGGACAUCUAUGUGGCCACAGUUAUCUCUGAGGCUAUGGGCUACUCUGGAGACAUCAGCAUCUCUGAGGCCACGAGCUUCGCUGGGAGUAUGGGUAUCACUGGGGACAUAGGCAUCUCCUAGGUCAGCACCAAGGAGGCAGGCUGCUCUAAACAACAGUGA
Molecule: messenger RNA, 2124 nt
Organism: Mirounga angustirostris (Northern elephant seal)
Lineage: Eukaryota; Metazoa; Chordata; Mammalia; Carnivora; Phocidae
Gene: MTMR8
Product: myotubularin related protein 8
Biological process (GO): phosphatidylinositol dephosphorylation
Cellular component (GO): cytoplasm; membrane; nuclear envelope
Molecular function (GO): phosphatidylinositol-3-phosphate phosphatase activity; phosphatidylinositol-3,5-bisphosphate phosphatase activity
Source: RefSeq, a predicted model, not a curated record